This is a messenger RNA of Hirsutella rhossiliensis, 4065 nucleotides long. RefSeq names its product rapamycin-insensitive companion of mTOR, n-term domain-containing protein. Gene Ontology annotation, biological process: TORC2 signaling. The coding region runs from base 1 to 4065 and encodes 1354 amino acids. Gene Ontology annotation, cellular component: TORC2 complex. Lineage: Eukaryota; Fungi; Ascomycota; Sordariomycetes; Hypocreales; Ophiocordycipitaceae. The transcript has 4 exons. The record is from RefSeq and is a predicted model, not a curated record.
AUGCCAGCCCAAUCCUCUCAGCAGAAUCCUCCGCAGCAACCCGGCCGUACCAGCCUCGAUCGCGAUGGCAGCGUCUUGCAACCGCCCAAUGGCGGGCCCCCUCGCAAACUGUCCGCCUCGACCGUCUCCUUCGCGCCCCGCAGCAGCAGCCUCAACCCCAAUGCAGGCCCCGGCAGCUUCAGCUCCGAGUUGCGAAGCCAGAUGCUUUCCCACCGCAGCGGCAGCCGCGCCGACAUAGGAGCCGCCUACUCCGGCACCGUCACCGACAAGCUGGAGGAGGAGGGAUCCGCCGCCGCCAUGGAACAGACCCUGUCGGCCCUCAAGGACAGGCUCAACCGGGAGAUGAAGAUCAAGGAGGGCAGCGAAAACAUGCUCGAAGCGCUCAACACCAAAAAGGCAAAGCAGACUAAGGAGCAACGGCAGAGGGUCGAGGCAGAGCUGAGUGCUAGCAAUGCCAGGAUCAAAGAAUUGCGCCAAAAGAUAUCCGAUGCCCAGCGCUCAAGGGUGGCCCCUCCGACCACGCCGACUAGGAACCGCGCUCAGGACGGUUUGUUUCAGUCCAGUGGCCAUCUGCGCUCGCCACCAAGCAUUUCCCGGUCUGCCAUCGGCUCAGACAUUGACGAGAUGCUAGAGAGCCCGACCUUCCUGCUGGCUGAGCUCCUCCAGGCGCUCGAGGUCGAGGGCAUGGCCCCCGAGUACUAUGUGAGCCGGGCCAACCAGCUAGUCGAGCUCUUCAAGCGCCAUCCCACCAUCAAGUAUGAUCUCGUCUGGUCCAUCUUCGGACUGCGCAUGCAGAUGAUGCUGCUGAGUGACAGCCGCGAGGUCGUCGCCGCCGGCUACCGAGCCACCAGAUACGCCAUGACGGAUGUCGCUUCGCUCAAGAAGAUUCGCAGCCUCAACACGGACUACUUGGUCAUCAGGUCGCUCAAUAACUAUCGCAAAGCCGAUGUGGAGCGCGAGCAGGCCCUCAAGUUUGUCCGGGCUUUCCUCGACGUCAAGAAUGGCAUCAGGGAGGUCUCUCGGGCCGUGGUGCGCACCAUUGUCGCCGUCGCCGAGCAAAGCGAAGACCGUCGCCCCGGUGUGCAGGUUGCCGACCACAACAUCGACCGGCUACGGCCCAUAUGCAUCGAGACGCUAGCUGAGAUUCUGGUCGCGGAUCCACGCCUGCUCGUCGCCUCGGGCGGCCUCGGGCCCCUCUCCGGCGCUUUAGCAGAGGGGACAUACAAGGCCCCGGAGAGUUUGAUGUCCGCCUUUCUCUACCUGCUCGACACGCCCGAGAGACGCAAGUACCUUCAGCCUGGCAACGGCCUGGACGUGGUCUUUACCGCUUUCACUGACCAGCUUGCCGGGGCUGAAGAAACCCUGAAGCAGAAUUCCAGGGCCAUAUCCGUUGCCAUGAGGUCGUGGUCCGGCCUGAUGACCCUCUGCAUGUACGACUCCCGCCCCAUCCGUUCGCUCAUUGCGAGCAUCUUGUUUCCCAGCCCGGCCAUCCGGGAUACGGUGCUGGACCUGUUCUUCUCUUUAUUACGAAUCAAGCCGCCAGCAUGGGCAACGUCCUUUUUGGCCGGCCGCCGGUUAACGACAUACGGAAGAGUCGCCAACCUCAAGUCAAGCACCAGCCGGGAGAGGAGCGCCACGCUGUGCCUCGACGAGGAUACCGGAGAGCAGAACUUUGUUGACCACUACACGACGCUGCUGCUGGCCGUGGUCAUCAAGGCCGGGCUUCUACAGAGUCUUUUGCAGAUCGCGCAGUCUGAAGAGGACCCCGUGUUGAAGCGCAAGACAACGUUGCUCAUUGGGGAAGUGCUGAAGCUGGCCAGCCGCCUGCUGCCCCCGUCGUGGAGUGCCGAGCUGCAGCUGUUACCCGACCUGUUCUCGGCGGCUGCGCAGUUCGGCAACGCGUCUCACUUUGUGGCGUCGAGCAUCGUGUACCAGAUCAGCAGCGUCAGCAGGACUCUGUACAGGAGCGAGCCAUCCGAAUCCUUGGUUGGCGCCCACCCCUCCGGCGACAGCCGCCAGCACCUAGGCAUGAUUGAGGAACAGCCCAAGGCCAACGCGGUCGUCUUUGACGAUGCAACCUUUCGCCAGCUCCUCAUCGACACGCAGGUCCUGAACAGCUCCAACUACAUGAAGUGGAACUGGGACGUCAUCAUCAAGGUCAUAGACGGGCCUUUGCAGACGGGGAAGCGACUGGAGGAGGCCAUCAAGGCCUCCAAAUUCAUGAAGAGGAUCAUGAGCUUCUACAGGCCCUUCAAGUACAAGUUUGCGGAGAUCAAGAACACGAGGAACACGCAAAAGUACGUCAAGGCCGGGUGUGCGCUGAUGCAUUCCCUGCUCCAGUCGCCCGAGGGUAUCAAGUUACUGGCGGACAGCAAGCUGCUGAGGCAGAUAGCCGAGUGCCUGGCCCAGUGCGAUCCGACGAGCGGCCUUACCGCCCAGUUCCCCAUGUUUGCCCAUGACCGGCUCACAGACACGCUCUGCGGAGGCUACUUUCCGAUGCUAGGCCUUCUCAGCAGCGAUUCCAAUGGGCUGCUCCUCUUGGAGAGGUGGAGGAUGUUCAACAUGAUGUACCACAUUGUCGAUUUGAAGCAGCGGCCCGAUCUCAUCAAGCUCUUGCUAUCCAACUUUGACUACAGUCUCCAGGGCCACCCGCGCGUCCUGCUGUCCAAGGCCCUCAUCGCCGGCACCAAGGACAUACGCAUACACGCCACGAACACGCUGCGCAAAUGCACCAUGUCGCCCAUCACUUCCCUGGGUGGCCAGGGCAACGCCAGCGACUUCAAGUGGGCCAUUCAGCUUCUUGUCACGCAGUUGUACGAUCCAGAAAUCGAGGUGUGCUCCACGGCCGUCAAGAUGCUCGAGAACGCGUGCAACAGGAAAGCAUUUCUGGAGUAUAUUGUCGAGUGUCGGCCUGCGCUGGACCACCUCGGCGAGAUUGGGGCGCCCCUGCUGCUGCGGUUUUUGUCCACGUCGAUCGGAUACCACUACCUGGACGGGCUAGACUACAUCAGCAACGAGAUGGAUGACUGGUUUCUCGGCCGCAACGACUCGUACGUCGGUGUCAUCGAGGCCAGCUUGGCAAAGGCCUUUCUGGCCAACCCGGACGACCACGGCCAUCGCGGGGGCUUGUUCGACCAAGCCGAGACAGAUACAGACUACCACGACAGCCACGUGCCGCCCCAUUUCUACCGGGAGCUGACGCGCACCCGCGAGGGCUGCAAGCUCCUGAGCGACAAGGGCCAUUUUGAAGAGUUUGUGACGACGAUCCGCGACCACGGCAUGCAGACGGAAGACGCCGAGUUGAUGACCAAGGUCAAGGGCUGCCUCUGGGCUGUGGGCAACGUCGGAUCCAUGGAGCUGGGCGCGCCGUUCUUGGAGUCGAGCGACGUGGUUGAGCGGAUCAUGCACAUUGCCGAGUCGCACGAUGUGAUGAGUCUGCGUGGCACAGCCUUCUUCGUCCUGGGGCUCAUCUCUCGCUCAACCCACGGCCUCGAAAUUCUGUCGGAACAUGGAUGGGAUUCCAACACAACAUCGAUGGGCGCCUCUCUCGGAUUGUGCAUUCCCAACGACCUGUCCAAGCUGUUUUCGCUGAGGCCUUGGGAGCACUCGGAGAUGGCGCCGCUGCUCAGCGAGGCCGAUGUCAACGAGCGUAUCCUGGAACUCAUUGUCGACCUGGGCAACAUGGUGCUCUACAAGAAGGCGCUGACAGAGCUGCAAAAGCUCAAACAGCGCAAGCCAAAGGCCUUCCGAAGUACCGAUUUUUUCAAGAAGGUGAUGGGCUUGAUGGAGUGGAACCAUUACCGGCUCGGAGUCCGGCGGCUGGUGAUUGAUCUGUUUGAGAAGAACGUGAUGCGGCAGAUUGUGUUUGGCGAGGAUGAUGGCGAGGGCGGUGCAGACGGAAGACGGGCGGCAGACGGUGACGGCGACGGUGACGGCAGCUCAGGGGACGACAGGACGGAGAGGCAGAGGAGCAUCAGCGAGCCAGUCGAGGUGUCUUUGGACCUGAUGCCGGCGCCGCUCCAGUUGCGGCAUGAGAGGCAUGAGAGGCAUGAGGGUCGAAAGUGA